Harpegnathos saltator (Jerdon's jumping ant) is the source of this 1530-nucleotide messenger RNA. RefSeq names its product proline dehydrogenase slgA (gene slgA). Bases 58 to 1134 code for a protein of 358 amino acids. The transcript has 7 exons. Lineage: Eukaryota; Metazoa; Arthropoda; Insecta; Hymenoptera; Formicidae. The record is from RefSeq and is a predicted model, not a curated record. Gene Ontology annotation, molecular function: FAD binding; proline dehydrogenase activity. Gene Ontology annotation, cellular component: mitochondrion.
AAAAUUAACCGGAGCGCGCCUCCUCUUCCGUUUCAGCUCCAAUUGUCAGAAGUGAUCAUGCGCGCACGGCAAUACAUGACGGAAGUGGUCGGCGGCGAGGGUGCCGUCCUGGCACACCAUGCGAAGCCCGACGACUUCAUGAAGAAGUUCGAGGAGGCGCAUAUCAAAGACGCGGCGCCGGUGCAAAAGUUUCUUCAGAAGAUUCAGUCCGACAAAGAAGGUGUGAUCCACUUGUUCCCAUGGAGCGGUAUCUUGGACGAGAAUUAUGAGCUGAGCGAGACCUUCCAAGUACCUGAUAUCAAGACGGGCAAAAUGGUCAGGCUGAUGUCGCAGCUCACAUCCAAAGAGGAGGAAAUGUUCCGGAAUAUGAUCCGACGUCUGAACAACAUCGUCACGGUCGCCGACAAACUGGACGUUCGUAUAAUGAUAGACGCGGAGCAGACGUACUUCCAGCCGGCCAUAUCCCGCCUGACGCUGGAGAUGAUGCGCAAGUACAAUACAAGAAAGGCCGUGGUGUUCAACACGUACCAGACGUAUCUGCAAGAGGCGUAUAACGAGGUGAAAACCGACCUCGAACAGGCGGAACGCCAAAAUUUUUACUUCGGUGCUAAAUUGGUGCGCGGUGCUUACAUCGAGCAGGAGAGAGCGAGGGCGGCAGCUAUGGGCUACCCGGAUCCCACGAAUCCUACGUACGAAGCAACGACCGAUUCCUAUCACAAAACGCUCAUGGAAUGCCUGAGACGAAUGAAGCAGUAUAAAGAUAAGGGAGAGGAUCCCAAGAAAAUAGGGAUCAUGGUCGCCUCGCACAACGAGGACACCGUACGCUUCGCGAUCGAGAAGAUGAAAGAGAUCGGAAUUUCCCCAGAGGAUAAAGUCAUUUGCUUCGGCCAGUUAUUGGGAAUGUGCGACUACAUAACCUUCCCGUUAGGUCAGUCCGGUUAUUCUGCGUACAAGUACAUCCCGUACGGGCCAGUUAAGGAGGUGCUGCCGUACCUGUCGCGGCGCGCACAGGAGAACCGGGGCAUACUGACGAAGAUCAAGAAGGAGAAGCGCCUGCUACUGAGUGAAAUCACGAGACGCUUAGUGCGCGGCAAGAUCUUUUACAAACCCAAGGGCAACUACACUCCGGUUUGAACAGUCAACUCCCUUAGUUUGCACAGACAGAGAAUUUUAAGUAUCAAGUUUAAGUAGUGGUUGUAAAUUAUUAAAAACUCUCCAAGACCUUGAUGCGGGCACUUUGGAUCGGACUCGAGUAAGAAUAUGACUUUUGACGGACUGUGUGGUACUCGGAAGAUAGAAUGAAGGGGCAGGGAGGGAGAGCGAAAUAGAGAGAGAGAGAGAGAGAGAGAGAGAGAGAGAGAGAGAGAGAGAGAGAGAGAGAGAGAGAGAGAGAGAGAGAGAGAGAGAGAGAGAUUAAGAAAGAGCGACGCGUGUGCGCUAGUGUGCGUGAGAGAUUAAAGUAUACGCAGUGUUGUUCAUUACGUAAAAGCCGCCUCAGUGCUGCAUCGUCGAGUGUGUCGACGUCGAUGU